AUGACUGCUGCAUCUGCAACUGCUGUUCCUGCUGCAUCCGCAACUGCUGUUCCUGCUGCAUCUGCAACUGCUAUUUCUGCUGUGUCUGUAACUGCUGUUUCUGCUGCGUCUGCAACUGCUGUUCUCUCCCCCACCUUUUCUGAAGCAUUCUCUGAGAUGCGCGGAUGCAAUUCAUACAACAGGUAG
Molecule: messenger RNA, 186 nt
Organism: Blastomyces dermatitidis ER-3
Lineage: Eukaryota; Fungi; Ascomycota; Eurotiomycetes; Onygenales; Ajellomycetaceae
Exons: 1
Coding region: 1-186 (61 amino acids)
Source: RefSeq, a predicted model, not a curated record